GAAAAGGGAGAGAAAGCGUUGUGUGACGCCGAUUAAGGUAUUCGGCACGUGUUAGGGAAGGCAGUAAAACCAUUGUAGUUUUAACGAUAUGCAUGCACCAUGUCAGAUAAAAAUAAAGUUGGGAAAUUGCACGUUGGUGACGAUGGAUAUAUCUCUCCGGAUGUAGGGAACCAAAACUACCGAAAAAUUUGGGGCUCAGAUCCUCGAGCAGCCACAUGCAGGGGCAAGCUCCAACAUCGCAGAGCCAAAUUAAAUCAAGAAAUCAACAAACAGAUGAUGAUGAGGAAUGGAGCAGAAAAACUUUUCAAAGCAACUACCAAUAAGAAAAUGCGUGAAACAGUUGCUCUUGAGCUGAGUUUUGUUAAUUCCAACUUGCAGUUACUCAAAGAGCAACUAGCAGAAAUGAACAGUUCAGUACAGAUUUAUCAGAAUGAAAGUGCUAGCCAAUUGGUUCCAAUGAUACCAUUAGGGUUGAAAGAAACAAAAGAUAUUGACUUUCAAGAAGUGUUUAAGGAUUUUAUUUUAGAGCACUAUAGUGAAGAUGGCAACAAGUUUGAAAGUUCUUUACAAGAACUAGCUGACAUUCGACAGGCUUGUAAAACCCCUGCAAGAGAUCAAAGUGGAGUUUUAUUGCUGUUUCAGUAUUACAACCUUCUGUAUUACGUGGAAAGGAGAUUUUUUCCUCCUCAUCGAAGUAUGGGUAUUUACUUUGAAUGGUUUGAUUCUUUGACAGGUGUUCCAAGCACCCAGAAAACUGUGGCUUUUGAAAAAGCUAGCAUACUUUUCAACAUUGCUGCCGUGUACACACAAAUAGGAGCUAAGCAGGAUCGGACAAAGAGCUCGGCUGUGGAUGAUGCAGUAGAUAAUUUUUUGAGAGCAGCAGGAAUGUUUCAUUACAUUAAGGAAAAUUUCAGUAAUGCUCCAAGCAUGGACCUUGCCCCGGAUACUUUACAAACUCUUACACACCUUAUGCUGGCACAGGCAAGAGAAUGUUUGUUUGAGAAACUGAUUCUAACCAAUAUUGAUAAACAAGGGAUUGAAGGCUGUCUGGAUGUAGCACAAGAAGCUGCAGAGGUAGCGGCAGUGUACAGUCAGGUACAUAAACUAAUCUCUGCUCCAGAAGUGAAAGAUUAUGUUCCCUACAGUUGGAUUAGCUUAAUUCUAGUAAAAUCUGAACAUUACAGAGCUUUAGCUCAUCAUUUUGUUGCAGUGGGAUUACUUGAUCAUAAUGGAGAACUUAAUGAAUCUGUGAAACAGAUGUUGGAAAUGAUACAUCUAGAAGACAAAAACAAAACUUGUAUUGGAAUAAACAUUCCUCAAAAUACAGUUGAGAGACAGCAGUUGGGCAAAGCCCAUUUAAGAGAAGCUCUCCUUCUUCAUGAAGAAGCACUUAGACUACAUCGAAUGUGUCGGCAGUUGAGACAGGUUGACAACCUGAAAAUUCGUUUAAGAAUUGACCAUGACACUUCUCUUAAUAGAUAUGCAGACACUGAAGAAGAAGAUGAUUUCCAAGAGGUUUUAGAUCCUCCUAAAGUUCAUCCAUCUACAAAGUACCAGCUAACAUUGACUCCUCCAGACUUCUCACAGUGUAAAGUUCAGGAUUUGUUUCAUGAUCUGGGACCAAUUGGCAUUUUUUCUGCACGUCAUCAUUGGACAGCUCCUCGAACUAUUCAUCUUGAGCGAGAAAAUGAGGAAAGUUUUGGGUUCAGUGUCAGGGGGGAUUGUCCAGUCAUCAUUGCUGGAACUGAAGCUGGAAGUCUAUCUAAGAUGGCAGGCCUGAAAGAAGGAGAUUUUUUAGUUGCUAUUGGUGAGACAGAUACUAAAUGGUGUAGCCAUGAUGAAGUAGUUUCACUGAUUCAAGCUGCAGGAAAUAAUCUAAUAUUAAAGGUAGUUACCCCCAUGGAUCACAACUAUCUUCAUCCCAAGAAUAGUCCAUCAGUGAGCCCAACAUCAACAACAUCCAGCAGUUCUGGGGUUAGCUCUGCUUCCAGUCAGUAUCAGAGCUCUCUAGGGAGUGAGUUUAGUGGGAAGGGCAAAGACAACCACAAGAGGCUCACUUGGAAUAUCUUUCGUCGGGGAAGAUCUAAAGAACGAGAACGUCAAAGUAGUGCUUAUGAUCCAAACAUUCUUUUAUGUUAAAAAAUAAACUGCAAGAAACUCAGUGUCAAGAAAGUGCAAUUUUGAUUUUUUUUUCAGACUACUUCAGGUUCUGUUAAUGAAUUGUGUACUGUAUAUCUUAGCAUGCUUAAAAAAAUUUAAAAAUGAACUACUAAAUAUUUACUGGAAUCUAGCUUAAUUGAAAGAAAUCAUUAUUAAUAUUAUUAUUAGGCAAUUUAGGGUUAAAACCUAAAGGAUUUGAUAGUUUUUGACAUUUUGUUGGUAGUGACAAAUACAGAUGUAGAAGUGUAAAUGUUGCAGUUAGAACUAGCAUCAAAUGUGAACUUGCCUAAUGUACACACUUAAAACAUAUCUGUAUGAAUAUGCAUUAUGUAUGGUGGUUUAUCUAGUAUUAUUGUAACUUUUGUAAGCAGUAAUCUUGUGUGGCUAGUACAAAUGUGAUUUAAUUACUGAGGAUUUCAUUGAGUUUGUUAGCACUCAAAUCAGUCAUCAAACUUUAUAAUAAGAUAGGUUGUUGUUUUUUCUAGUAAUAAAUGAUAAAAUUUUUACCAUUAGUAUUUUAUUCCAUAUUCCUUCUCUAUAUUUAGCAGUUUUAUUUGUGCUUUUUUUUUUGUCAAACUUUCUAAGAGCUUGGGACAUACAAUUUAGAUUGGACAUGUUUAAGUGGUUUAUAUUGUGAAGGUAAAAACUAUAGUUGUCUAGGUAGCUUUAUAAAACAAUACUAUUAACAACUACUUGUGAGUAUAAAUUAAAAUCAUAUUUGUUAUGUACAGAACAUGAGUGAAACAUGCAUACAACAAAUGUUAUUUUCAUUUGUUGCUCACAACUAGCUGUUAUUUUGUUGAUAACUUAAGAAAAGGCACGAGAUUCUUCUUUUUUAAUUUUACAGUAUAAUGUAUAGUAAAAAUAAGAGGUGUGGUGUUUUGUGAUGCUUAGUUACAAAAAGAAUAUAAUAAAACUGACUAAUAUAUACAAGUGAAAGAAUACUAACUGAUAUGUGAUUUUACAUCCUAUAUUUUUUUAAUUUAAAGUUUUGCUUUUUCUUUGGAAAAGUUAAAAUGUCAGAAUGUUUUUUCUUUCUUCCUUUUUCUUGAGACUCGGAAAGUUGCAUAGCUUGACAGAAAUACCGAUAUUUACCUUAAAUGAAUAUUUAAAUAGCAAUAGUGUUUAUAACUUGAUUAAUAGAGCCACUGAGCUCUGAAGUAGACUAAAAGUAUAGAAGUUUCUGAAGACGUUUAUUAUCUUUGGGCACCUCACCAGUUUAAUUUUAGACUAAUUACUGAAUGUGACAAAUAUUGUAGAAAAACUAAAUAUCAUUUUAGUAUUAUUAUAACUAAAGUAAGAAUUGUAUGUGAGGUUUGCUAGUUAGCAAGGAAAGGAUUUCAUGAAUAAUGUUCUUUGUGCUAUAUAUUACACUAUCAGCAAAUUUGUUACAGUAUGCAAGUAAAAGUAGAGCCAUGAAAAAUGAAUCUCAUAUAAGGAGUAAUGUUUUUAUUUUUCAUGCAUCUUGGUUGUAAAACUGUAGCAUUUGCAACUAGAAUUGUAACUAUUGUGAAUAUAUUAUGAAGGAUAUAAAUGUAGGAAUUGGUAUUUUUAACAUUAAUUUUACACUUAUGUUAAAAUAUUUUGCUUCAAGUGCCAUGGUUUUUGUGUUGGUGUUUUCAAACAUAUAAAUAAUGUACAUUUGUGUAUAUACAAACUAAAUCUUGCUAGCUGGAGCAUAAGUAUGUGUAAAGUUUUAAUUGUUUAAACAUACUUUACUGAGAUUAAGAACCGUUUAAAAUACUGGGAGGUGUCAAUGUAAUAAGAAAACUUUGAUUUCAUAUUUACUAAUUCUAUCAGAAAGGAAUAUGAAAAGCUAAUCCAUAUUAAUUUCUUUAUGCUGUACUUCUUUUUUUGUGUGUGUACAAAACUAAUGUGUAUUUUUUUCAC
This is a messenger RNA of Limulus polyphemus (Atlantic horseshoe crab), 4050 nucleotides long. Its product is annotated as rhophilin-2-B-like. Gene Ontology annotation, biological process: signal transduction; negative regulation of stress fiber assembly. Gene Ontology annotation, molecular function: protein binding. The record is from RefSeq and is a predicted model, not a curated record. The transcript is spliced from 15 exons. NCBI's taxonomy places the organism in Eukaryota, Metazoa, Arthropoda, Merostomata, Xiphosura, Limulidae. Bases 100 to 2139 code for a protein of 679 amino acids.